AUGAGUUCGAAAUUACCAUCGAAGUCUGUAGCUACUGCAGCUGUCACUCAAUCCAUUCGGUCUGCUUCUAAGAGUGUUAAGACUUCGACGGAACUCGUCUGGACCUAUAUUAGAGGUUCAAACAUCGAAAUUCGAGAGGUUCAUGACAACAAUUAUCCAGUGUGGUUCUGGUGGCUGAUUGUUGCUGGAUGCAUGAUAUGUUGUAUAAGUUGUAUGGCAUGGGUCGUUUGUGCUCUGUUCUUCUUCAAAAGAGAGAAACCAUGUACUCAUACUGUCCACGUUGUCGUUGAUCAUGAAGCAGGUUCUCCUAGAAAACAAACAAGAUCUCCGAAGAAAGAAGAAGAAGCCGUUCCAGAUGGACCAUCUCCAAAUGUGAACCCUCCAACAGAUGGAAAUGGAUCAUUCACUAAUCCACUGACUCCAGAUUACGCCAGAUCAUCGAAACGAUCAUCGAGAAAAGAAGGGGGAGCUCCAAAGAAACCGGAACCACUUCCUGAUGCGGCAGGAGGAUCGAAGAAGUCUGCAAAGUCUGGAAAAUCUGGAAAAUCUUCUGGAUCCAGAAAAUCUUCUAAAAAUGGAUCCAAAAAGUCAUCGAAAAAUUCUUCGAAGAAAUCAGGAAAAUCGUCGAAAUCGGCUGAACCAAUAGAUAGACAAGAUGGUGGAAAAGACAAAGAAUACUGUAUUGAAAUGGAUUCAAAUGACAUUGAAAUGGCGUCUGAACCAAUCAAAUACGGGUUCUUUCAAAAGAUAUCCCGUUCAAUGUUCCACUCAAAAGGUUGCUAG
This is a messenger RNA of Caenorhabditis remanei, 783 nucleotides long. RefSeq lists its product as uncharacterized. The record is from RefSeq and is a predicted model, not a curated record. Bases 1 to 783 code for a protein of 260 amino acids. The transcript is spliced from 4 exons. NCBI's taxonomy places the organism in Eukaryota, Metazoa, Nematoda, Chromadorea, Rhabditida, Rhabditidae.